Ipomoea triloba (trilobed morning glory) is the source of this 691-nucleotide messenger RNA. RefSeq lists its product as uncharacterized. The transcript has 2 exons. The record is from RefSeq and is a predicted model, not a curated record. Bases 1 to 399 code for a protein of 132 amino acids. NCBI's taxonomy places the organism in Eukaryota, Viridiplantae, Streptophyta, Magnoliopsida, Solanales, Convolvulaceae.
AUGUCAGAACGCGAAGCUCCGCCGCGUCUCCUCAAGCACAAAACAUGGUCUCCCAACAUGUACCGCGAGGAGACUUGGGUCCGGCGGCAGGCCGGGAAUAACAACCGCCCCCGCCCCCGCCGCGACAGAUGCAAGAGCGUCACCGACGACGACUUGGAUGAACUCCGCGGGUGCAUCGACCUGGGGUUCGGCUUCCACCCGGAGCCCCACGAUUUGGAUCCCAAACUCGCCCACACUUUUCCCGCUCUAGAACUCUUCUGCGCCGUUAACAAACACUACAACCAAUCCCUGUCGUCGAUGUUUGAUUUAGCCGAAGAUCCAGAGACGGUGAAGACUAAAUUGAAACAGUGGGCGAAGGUGGUGGCUUGUUCGGUGCGCCAAUCUUCGCGAAUCCCAUAAAACUGCAACAAAGUUUGUCCUGGGGCCCGCUCUCGAGGAUAUUAAGGAGGAAAAAGUUGGAAGUUUUCACAACAUUCCUGUACAGCAUUAAACUUUUUCACAACUCAGACAAUUAUUUUAAGUAUUUUAAUGGUAAUGCUGGUUUGGUAGGAUGGGAUUUUCUUAUAUUUGUCAACAUUUUUUAUUAAAUGUGGUUUCCUAAAUUAAUUUAUUGUUCUGUAUUAUUGUCUGCAUACCGCCAUCAUAGGGAAUGAUUCGUUUGUUGCAAUAAUCUAUUGGUUUAAAAUUUAAA